UGAAUUAACCAUCUUUUUUAUCCAUAACUCCAGAUUUAAAGAUAUAUGUUAUUAGACUCUGCAACUUCUUCAAGUUCCUGCAAUGGAGUCACUCCUACACUCUUCUACGAAAAUUGUUGCUCCCACCCUACCCAAACUUCAAAUAAAAUGUGGGUUCUUUGGAAACCAACACUCUUUUUCCAUAUUCCCGCAACAAAACUCUUGCCUUGGUCGUAGAAAGCUUUUUAUUGUGGAGGCAAAGAAGAACAAAAACUACGAUAAUAAGCAAGACAGUCACAGUUUUAUCCCCAAACCAGAUGAGACCACUGGGUUCUUCCCUGAAGCUGUUCUUCUCAAAGAGAAGAAAGUUCAGGAAGAUGGUAGACUUCUCCCAGAGUUUGCUGACGAAGAAGAACAAGAAUUGUAUGAAUCUCUUAACCUUGAGCUGCAAAGCUCAUUGAACUUGGAACGCAUGCGGCACUACGAGGUUGUUUAUUUAGUUCAUGAGAAGCAUGAUGAAGAGGUUGAAAGUGUCAAUGAGAAAGUCCAAGAUUUCUUGAGGGAGAAGAAAGGCAGGUUAUGGAGAUUGAAUGAUUGGGGUCUUCGGAGACUAGCAUACAAGAUAAAGAAAGCUAAGAAUGCCCACUACAUCUUGAUGAACUUUGAGUUGGAAGCUAGAUGGAUUAAUGAGUUUAAGACCAUGUUAGACCAAGAUGAAAGAGUCAUUCGGCAUCUGGUGAUAAAAAGAGACGAGGCAAUCACUGAGGAUUGUCCACCUCCACCCGACUGGCACACUGUUCGUGCAGGUGGUGAUGAUGAAGCUGAAGUCGAAGAUGAUGAAGAUUAUGAUGAUGGUGAUGAUGUAUAUGAAGUUGAUGAUGAUGAAGAGCUGGAGGAGGAGGAUUGGGAUGGAGAAGAUGAUGUGGAUAUCUUUGAAGAUGGUAUUGUUGCUGGAGAUGAUGAUUACAUAGAAGAAUCAAAUCACAAAUCAGGUAGUGUUGGGAAUGAAGGUAGAAGGAAUCUUAAAGCUCAAAAAGUUUCUAAAUAGGUAAACAUUCUUCUUAAAUCUCUCUCAGCAUUCAGGUGUUCUUGGAAGGUUUGUAUGUUUAUGAAAUUUCAUGACUAUUUUUAGUAUUAAAUGAAGAAAUUAUAUUUUUGAUA
Messenger RNA from Gossypium raimondii (Peruvian cotton), 1140 nucleotides. Its product is annotated as protein REGULATOR OF FATTY ACID COMPOSITION 3, chloroplastic. Gene Ontology annotation, cellular component: ribosome; cytosolic small ribosomal subunit. Gene Ontology annotation, biological process: translation. NCBI's taxonomy places the organism in Eukaryota, Viridiplantae, Streptophyta, Magnoliopsida, Malvales, Malvaceae. The transcript is spliced from 5 exons. Gene Ontology annotation, molecular function: structural constituent of ribosome; small ribosomal subunit rRNA binding. The coding region runs from base 83 to 1027 and encodes 314 amino acids. The record is from RefSeq and is a predicted model, not a curated record.